This is a messenger RNA of Phytomonas sp. EM1, 3207 nucleotides long. NCBI's taxonomy places the organism in Eukaryota, Euglenozoa, Kinetoplastea, Trypanosomatida, Trypanosomatidae. The record is from the annotation of a GenBank genome assembly.
AUGUUCGGCGGCCCCAUGAGUGCGGCGGGGAUCGUCUACCAGGCUAUGCGGGACAUCUUCGAAGAGGUAAGUCGGCUAGAGAGAGAGGCUGGCAAAGUGGUGAAGAUCAAGUGUUGUUUUCUGGAGAUUUACAACGAGGAGGUGUUUGAUUUACUGUUGACCCCGCCCUCCGACGAUAGCAUGAAUUCUGGUUUAAACACUAGCGGCAUCUCCGGCAAGCCUAGUAAAUCAAAGGUGGGCGAGCACCCCUCCCCGACCUCGCGCUAUUCCUCCCCGAACUCAUCACCGCAGAAGACUCGCGUGCAGCUUCAGUCGCGGGGCUUGUCGCGGAAGGACGCCGAGAAACAUUCUAACACCGACGACCUUCACAUCUCUGGCCUUAGUUAUAUCUAUCCUAAAUCACUAGAGGAAUUUGCGCGACGGAUAGAACAUGGCCAUUCGAACCGCGUCGUCGCGACGACAGAUUCGAACACAAAAUCGAGUCGCUCCCACGCGAUCAUCACCGUAGAGAUUAAGGUGCUCGAUAGGGGUGGGAGGAACAGCGAGGAUGACCAUAGAGGGGGAGCUUCCGACGUACAGGGGACGGUGGCGCGCAUUAACUUUUGCGACCUCGCAGGGUCGGAGCGGGCGGCCGCGACAACGAACUCCGGCGUAAGGCUGCGGGAAGGGGGCAGCAUCAACCGCUCGCUGCUGGCGCUCAGCGCGAUGGUGCGGGGUCUGAUUCAAAAGAAGCGGCAUCCGACGCUGCAGAAGUUCGUGCCCUACCGAGGCUCGAAGCUCACGCGGCUUUUGAGUGGGAGCAUCGGGGGAAAUAGCCGGACGCUGAUGCUCUUCUGCCUCAGCCCCUGCUCCAACCAGUACGAGGAGUCUGUCAACACGAUGCACUUCGCGAUGCAGGUGAAGCAGAUUCAGGUGAACGCGAAGCGCAAUGAGUACCACGUCAACAGCGAGCGGGUCGCGAAAUACCAAGGGGCGCUGAUCGAGGAGCUCUACUCCGAGAUCGGGCUGAUGCGAAUGGAGCUGGCGCGGCUCAAAGGCGUCCAGUCCUCCGCGUUACUCAAGGAUGGCAAGUUCACCACCGCGAAGAAUGACAAACGGGAGGGAUUAGGGCGUGCCAAACCCGCCGCCGCGCGCGCGUUCUUGGUGCCCUCCGGGUCGAAUGACUCGCUGACGAUGCGGGUGUGCUCGCCGCUGCAGCUCUCCUCCUUCUUGAGAGCGCAAUCGGCGACGCGGCGGGCCUCCAAGGCGAGCACCGCCGACGUCAGCCUUCGCUCGCCGCUGCCGCUUUUAUCCGUCGCCUCGACGGUGGCGUCGUUUGCGGAGCCGGUAUCGCCGCUCACGCCGCUGUUGAACAGCGCGUUUCGGCAGAUUUCCUCCUCGGAGCCGACCACCGGGCCGUUCUCCGGCAACGCCACGCAGGGAAAUCGCGAGGCUGCCAUGAACGCGUUGCCGCCUGCAGCCUUGAGUAAAUCCUCCAGCGGCCCGAGCCCCCAGUGCUCUCAUUUUCUCUCGCCGGAAAGCACCGGUGGGGGGGGGAUUGUUUACACGGAAUUGGAGCAGCGUCUCCGUCGAUCCGCCGCGGAGAAGGAGACGCUCUACCACCAACUCCGGGAUAUCCAGGAGCAGCAAAGCGAGUGUGAUAUUCGGCUGCGCGCGCAUAAGUGGAAACUCGCGCAGUUUCUCGUGAAUAGUUCCAUGAAUAGCCGCGGGAAGGAGUCCUCGAUUGAGGGGAUUGAUGUGAUGGAGCGGGAUGCGGACGACACCCCGGUUGGGAUCAUCGGCCUUCAGCAGCUGAUCCAACGCACCGAGGAGGAAAGCGCCGCCAAGGGGAAGGAGCUCACGAAGCUCAGCCUCGCGCUCGAGUGGUGUGAUAAUCGGAUCCAGGAAACCCGACAAAGUCUCUUGCGCGAACCGACGAGCGAGAUGCUCGAGUUGCUGCUCGAUAACGCCCGGCUUCGCGAUAGCUACACCGAGGCGGAAGGGCUCGCCGCUCAGUAUUAUCAAGAAUCCCGCGUCCUGCAAAACCGCCAGUCGGAGUACGUUCACGCGUUAUCCCUCGCCGUCGGGGCAAUUCGCGCGUUGCUGCCGAAUGUGAUUCACGAUCGAGCCUCCGCACACGUCGUGGAGCACGCGCGAUCGGUUCUGUUGUACGCGCUACUCCCUUCUGCGAACACAUCGGAUAUGAUCGCGAUCUUUCAGAACGCGCUUCACGCCGAUACGGCCGAGCUGCUUCCCCCGUUGCAUCCCUUUUCCUCACCGAAGGCCUCUCAACAACAGGAGGAGGCGCGGCCGCACCUUUCCCGUCGCGAUCGCACCGGGGAUCAGGAAGGGGAGCGGCAGAAGCUGCAGGAGCAUUACCAAGAACUCGUGGAGGUCGCGGAGCUCUUCCGGAGCACUUUCGCGCCGUACGAGCGCGGGAUGCGGCGUGCGAGCGAUUUUAUCGUAAAGGCCGAUCCCCCGGAGGACGCGAGCAAGGAGGACUCCCACGCCCCCUCGCUCGUGGGCGGGGAAAGCGGGGGGGAGGAGGAUGGCGCGCCGACGCCCGCCCUCGUCGAGCAAAUCACCCCUGCCAGCCCGCCGGACCCCCCAAAUGGGGGCGAGGGGUUCUCCAUGAGCGGCCUCGACGACUUUCCGUCGGCGUAUCCAGUGAAAAACGAACGCGUCGCCGGGGUCGAGGCGACGACACCUUCCCCACUCCCUCCGCUUCCGGCAAAACCCCACGCCCGACGCGCGGUGAAACCCCCGGAGGCCGCCCUCGCGCGGGCCGCGUUUUCGAAAAGCGGCAACGGCGUCGCGGAUCGUCGGGUGCGGGCGGGAAGUCAAUCCUCCACGAGUCGAUUCACGCGCGCCGGGCCCUCGGCCCCCUCGGACGAUCCCCUUUUCUCACCAGGCAAGGGCUCCGUCAGGGCGUUCGCGCCGACCCAAAUCUACACCGGCAGCUCGCCCCAAAAGCAAAAACUUUCGUCCUCGCUGAUUCGCAACAACACGGCGUUGGAAACCCCCUUCGGGAGUGUUUCCUCCCUGCCGGAGGUGAAGGCGCCGUCGUUGGUGCAUCUGUUUAAGCAGAACGGGCGAUUCUGUCGCGCGCAUACGAUCCCUUCCGUGGCGGUGGCCAACUCGAUGAAUAGGCCGAAUAGCAGUAGUUCCAGUAGCGUGAUGAGCAAAGCACAGAAUAAGGUGCGAAAAAAACAGACUUUUUUGUCGUAA